GUACAGACUUUCCAUUAUUCAAAUCGUACUUAUCACUACUAUAAAUUAUUUUUGAGCAAGUGUGCGGCACUCGAAACGUUAGAAUCGCCAACUUCUAUCGUCAUCAUACCCUUGCUUAAGAACAGGAAAGGAAGAAUAGCGGUACCCAGGAUUCCUUGCUCUGCCGCGGGCGUUACCGGUCGUACCCACUGCUUCAGCGGAAGGCUCCUGAACUACACGUCGUUAGGUUAAGUGCGUUCUUCCAGCAGUCCUCGGCAACACGUCUUAAUGCGCUGAAAAAUGCUGUGGUUUGGAGCGAUUCUCUUGGUUAUCUGCGCGGCGACUGGGCAGAAUGCAGGUCUUUCGACAGGCAGCUGUGCUUCUCGGAGUGACUGCGGCGGUUACCUCAGUCUCGCCCGUCGGAGGAGUGACCCUUCGUUAAAGCCUUUCUUUGACACAAACUUAGGCAGAGAGUUACUGGAUUUCACGACCAGAUGCUGCAAAUCACCCCUUAUCCCGUCUGAGCAACAGUGCGGCUUCCCAGAACCUUCAGGACGUCUGAGUGAUCUCCAGAGGCGUGGCGCGUGGCCGUGGUUUGCGUCCCUCAGCGCCACCUCCGGCAGCAACUUCCGGCCGAUUUCCGGAGGCAGUCUCAUCACGCGGCGCCACGUUCUCACGACUGGUCACACUUUGCUUGGACACAUUAGCCAGCAGCCGAAAUACGCCCGUCUUGGAGAAUACGACUUGAGUGUUGAGAACGACGCGCCUUACAUAGAGCUGGCGAUUUUACGAUUCCAGGAAGCGGGUUACAAUGCAGAUAAUACCAGAGACGUCGGUGUCAUCACCUUGGAGAGAGACGUCGUGUUUAAUGAUUUCAUACGACCAGUCUGCCUUCCCUUCAACUACAAGGACGAGGACUUCGUGAACCAGCACCUCGCCGUCGUUGGCUAUGGGCGCACUUCGGACGGCAAGUUAUCCAGCCUACCUGUAGCUGCUGUGGUCCCGGUGGUCGACCUGGCUACAUGCAGACAGAGGUAUAAAAACAAUCAUCGAAUCACAGACUCUGUUAUAUGUGCAGGGGGUUAUAACGACGCAUGCACGGGCGACAGCGGGGGGCCACUGCACUACUUCGACGUUAACUCCAAGAGAUUUUACGUGGUUGGCCUCGUGGCAUUCGGGGCGACUUUAUGCGGCCAGUCUGACUUACCCGGCGGCUACACGCGCGUUGGAGCUUUCCUCGACUGGAUUAAUGACGCAAUCAUCAGUGAUACUACUUGAAUUAAAAGUAUAUAUGGAGCUGUUUUA
Molecule: messenger RNA, 1284 nt
Organism: Penaeus vannamei (Pacific white shrimp)
Lineage: Eukaryota; Metazoa; Arthropoda; Malacostraca; Decapoda; Penaeidae
Product: venom protease
Biological process (GO): proteolysis
Molecular function (GO): serine-type endopeptidase activity
Source: RefSeq, a predicted model, not a curated record